AUGUUUCCACAAUCUGUUCUCGACGCCACACCAUUGAUCAUUGGGGUGUGGGUUGGAGCACUAUCUAUGGUUUUGAUUCUCGGGUUAGUAGCCGAUGUCGUUGAAGGAUUUCACCGCAAUGAACUGUGGUUUCCCUGCAGGUUUGUGUCUAUAGAUGGUGUGUACAUCCUACUGAUGAUACAAUGUUCUUCCGCAAUGGCCAUACCAGAUGAUAUAACUAGUGAGUUAACUGGUUACAACCUUAAUCUUGCAAAAUUUGUUUACAUUAUGUUUGUAUUCACUAUGCUAGCCAACUAUCUCCCUUCACUAGGUUUUAUGAAUAACGAAGAGCUUAUUGAUAGCAUGAAAUGUUUGGGUCUUUUUUUCUUUUGGAUUGGUUCGUUACUUCUUGACCAAACUUGUAGCCAGGCGUCAGAUAUACCCUCUUUCGUAGUGAUAUUUAUUAUAAAUAUCCUACUAUGGCCCUUUUUGGUAGCAUUGGCCGUUCCAGCUUUCAGAAGGAAACAAUUACGAAGAUUGCCUUCAAAUGUUAUCAUGGAAGAAACAGAACACCUUCAGUUUAUGAUUGCUUCUUCUCCGUUUUUUUCUGCUUGCGGGGUUAUAUGCACCUUCUUCGCCCUUUAUACCCUUGCUACUUUAUAUUCCUUUGGUUUCAGACCAAUUUUUAGCGUUAAAGUAAUUAUCUUAGUACAAUCAAGUGGGAUCGUACUAGGCGGUAUCACGCUUAUGUUUAGAUGUUUCAAUGCUACCAUACUCUCCGAAAGAUGCACUCUGAACCAGCUUCUACAUGUUUUCAAAGUCGAAAAGCAUUGGACUGAAAUUGUCAGGGAACAGAAACACCAUUUUGUCUAUUCGCGUGUCCUAGCCCAACCCUACCGAAACAAAAAGAUUUUCCGAGUUGUCAAGCACAUGAUUAUGAACCUGUAUAUAGGACAUCUAUUAACGACUCUUGUUAUCUGUCAAAUUACAAGUCUUGUCCCAAUUUGUCUUGUGAUAUGUUAUCUUGCUGUUGCGGGAGCGUGCACCAGAGUGAUCACAUGGUCAGCUACUACGCGUCUUCCGGAGUUAAGCGAUGACUGCUCAUGA
Messenger RNA from Erigeron canadensis, 1086 nucleotides. RefSeq lists its product as uncharacterized. Bases 1 to 1086 code for a protein of 361 amino acids. The transcript has a single exon. Lineage: Eukaryota; Viridiplantae; Streptophyta; Magnoliopsida; Asterales; Asteraceae. The record is from RefSeq and is a predicted model, not a curated record.